AUGGAAGCGAUGAGCAGUAAUGGAAUUGUACAUAACCUGGAGCAUGUACAUAUCCUGUCGGCGGUGCGAACACCAAUCGGUGCAUAUCAGAAAUCGCUCGCGAACCUCUCACCGGUCUGCUUGGGCAAGGAAAUGAUUUUUCAGUCACACUGCAAGUGUUUGUCUGCAUAUUUUUUAGGAAUCUUGCCCAGUGACGUUGAUGAAACAAUUUUUGGCUGCGUUUUGACGGCAUGCCACGGACAGAAUGUUGCUCGACAGAUCUCGAUUAAUGCUGGUAUCCCGGUGACGUCUCCAAGCGUUACAGUCAACAAAGUAUGCUCGUCAAGUAUGAAAGCGAUCAUAAUGGCUGCACAGGCAGUGCAGACUGGCUAUCGUUCUGUGGUAUUGGCUGGCGGUACUGAAAGCAUGAGCAAUGCCUUUUUUGGUGUUCCACGAGCUGAUGUUAACGCUAUCAAUGCGAACUGCUUUGUGGUACUGCUUUUUCAAACUCGCUCCUUUUUAUGCGUUUUUUUUGCAGCUGUGCAAUGCAAAAACAUAUAUUGA
Gongylonema pulchrum is the source of this 543-nucleotide messenger RNA. Lineage: Eukaryota; Metazoa; Nematoda; Chromadorea; Rhabditida; Gongylonematidae. The record is from the annotation of a GenBank genome assembly.